AUGGCAGAGACAACUUGCUGCCCUGCGCCGAAGCAACAGGACCCUGCUGAGAGCGUGGCGGCGGCUCCCGCGCUGACGGCGUCGAGUGAAACAAAGUCCCGCAAAACAAAGAAGCCCGAAGCCACCCUCCCCAACCCGCUACUCCUCAUCAUGGAAGAGCUGCUCAAGCUGCCUGAGUUUUCUUGGGAGGAAAUCAAGAAGCACACAGAUGCACAGAGCUGCUGGUGUGUCUUCCAUGGCCUUGUUUAUGAUCUUACCAAAUUCCUUAAGCUCCACCCAGGAGGCUCCCACGUCAUUCUCGAAGUUGCAGGGCAAGAUGCAACUGACACGUUUGAAGACAUAGGACACACUUUAGAAGCACGCAUCAUGGCAGAUGAAUAUAUUGUUGGAAGAGUCAAGGGAGAAACUAAACUGCGCAGGUGCAAGCCGGAGAAUGUGAAGGAAUGCUCUGCGAACGCGGUGCGUCCUAGUACUUGCUCGAGCCAGUAA
This is a messenger RNA of Eimeria necatrix, 489 nucleotides long. RefSeq names its product cytochrome b5, putative. Gene Ontology annotation, molecular function: heme binding. The record is from RefSeq and is a predicted model, not a curated record. The transcript is spliced from 4 exons. The coding region runs from base 1 to 489 and encodes 162 amino acids. NCBI's taxonomy places the organism in Eukaryota, Apicomplexa, Conoidasida, Eucoccidiorida, Eimeriidae. Gene Ontology annotation, cellular component: membrane; intracellular membrane-bounded organelle.